Molecule: messenger RNA, 412 nt
Organism: Wasmannia auropunctata (little fire ant)
Lineage: Eukaryota; Metazoa; Arthropoda; Insecta; Hymenoptera; Formicidae
Product: odorant receptor coreceptor-like
Exons: 4
Biological process (GO): sensory perception of smell; detection of chemical stimulus involved in sensory perception of smell
Cellular component (GO): plasma membrane
Molecular function (GO): odorant binding; olfactory receptor activity
Source: RefSeq, a predicted model, not a curated record
AUUCGCGGAGCUUCUUGAAAGCACCUUCUGCGUUACUUUUGCCGUACAAAUACUAAUAGUUACUGUUACGAUGAGCGUUUCCCUGCUACAAAUCGCGAUGCAGUUAAACGAAGUUUUAGAAGCGAUGAGAUACACAUUAUACGUCAUUACUCAAGUGAUCCACUUGUUCUACUUCAGUUUUCAAGGCCAGAGACUGAUCGAGCACAGUAUGCAAAUAGGCGAUAAGAUAUAUAACUCUUCUUGGUACAACCUACCUGUAAAAUCGCAAAGGCUACUCCUGUACGUGAUGCAACGGAGCAUGCAACCGAAUUUUUUUAGUGCCGGCAAGAUUUACAUCUUUUCUCUAAAGAACUUCACCACGGUGAUACAGUCUGCGGUGUCAUAUUUUACCGUACUUGCGUCUUUUCAGUAA